Messenger RNA from Mus pahari (shrew mouse), 2198 nucleotides. It is a transcript of the gene Sgcg, whose product is annotated as sarcoglycan gamma. Gene Ontology annotation, biological process: cardiac muscle tissue development; heart contraction. The record is from RefSeq and is a predicted model, not a curated record. Lineage: Eukaryota; Metazoa; Chordata; Mammalia; Rodentia; Muridae. Bases 144 to 1019 code for a protein of 291 amino acids. Gene Ontology annotation, cellular component: sarcoglycan complex; sarcolemma. The transcript has 8 exons.
GAAACCUGAGCCAAGGAGCCGAGACCGGGAACUCAUUGUCUGUGUCGCCCUACCCUACACGAAAUGGGAGUUUAAAUCCACCUCAGAGCUUGGGCCCUCAUUGGGAAUCAAUUCAUCAGUGUGGUUCCUGAGUGGCUAAGAAGAUGGUUCGAGAACAGUACACCACGGUCACGGAGGGCACUCACAUAGAGAGGCCCGAGAACCAGCCUGUCUACAAGAUUGGCAUUUACGGAUGGAGGAAGCGCUGCCUAUACCUGUUCGUUCUUCUCCUGCUCGCCAUCCUUGUUGUGAAUCUCGCUCUCACUAUCUGGAUUCUGAAAGUGAUGUGGUUUUCUCCAAUAGGAAUGGGUUACUUGCAUGUGACAGCAGAUGGACUUCGCCUGGAAGGGGAGUCAGAAUUUUUAUUUCCACUGUACGCCAAAGAAAUCCGCUCCAGAGUGGACUCAUCUCUGCUUCUGCAGUCAACCCAGAAUGUGACAGUCAGUGCUCGCAACUCAGAAGGGGAGGUCACAGGCCGGGUGAAAGUGGGUGCCCGGAUGGUAGAAGUCCAGAGCCAGCACUUUCAGAUCAAUUCCGAAGAUGGCAAGCUGCUGUUCUCUGCAGAGGAGCAGGCCGUUGUGGUCGGCACAGGCAGACUGCGGGUAACAGGGCCAGAAGGAGCUCUUUUUGAACACUCAGUGGAGACGCCCCUUGUCAGAGCCGACCCAUUUCAAGACCUUAGGUUAGAAUCCCCAACUCGGAGUCUAAGCAUGGAUGCCCCAAGGGGGGUUCACGUUAAAGCUCACGCUGGGAAACUGGAGGCCCUCUCUCAGAUGGACAUCAUCUUGCAGAGUAGUGAUGGAGUGCUGGUGCUCGAUGCUGAAACUGUGGGUUUGGCCAAGUUGAAGCAGGGGACACAGGGUCCCUCUGGCAGCUCUAAUGGAUUCUAUGAGAUCUGUGCCUGUCCUGAUGGGAAGCUGUACCUGUCUAUGGCUGCUGAGGUGACCACGUGCGAGGAAUACAGCCACGUCUGUCUUUGACCACUGCCUCUUCGGCAGCACACCUGCGAUGUCUUGGUGAGACGACAGCUGUGGCCUCAGCCUUUACGCCCUGGCAGCUGGAUUGGAGCUGGAAGGCUCAUUGCUAAAAGCAUGCUGGCAGGAACGUGCCUAUGGAACUGUUGGGCCAACACUACCUGGCUUCAGAACGACACAAAGAAAUGCCAGGAACGUUUUUCAUUGUAUUCAUCUUUCCAGCCUCUCCCCGGAUCUCUCAUGCUGAAUUGCCACCCUGAAACAAUUUAUAGUACUCAGCAGCAGACGUCUGUCUCCUCCCAAACAUGGCUGGCUGAUUCUAAAAUGGUGCACAGCCUUUCCUUUAGAUUAAACCUCAAGUGCUCCCUUCAGCUGAGUCCAGUGUGUCAGAUCUCACCAAGAGAUCUCCAGGGUUUGCAGGGAAUUUGAGGUUGAAAUGAUUUUUCAAUAUGUAAUUAAGGAAAGUACACAAACUUAGUCAUGCUUUUUGUAUGCAUACUUACAAGCAAUAAAAAUGACACUUUUCCAGACCAAGGUGUAAAAGUGUCUCACUUCCUUUUGUGCUCACAACUCUUCUGGGUAGGUAUUAAUUUUCCUCCAAUUGGUGACAAAGACUCAGGCUAGCCAGUCAUGAGGCCCAAGGUCCCAGGUAACUACUGAGAUUAACUCGAAAUGUCACCCUAAAUUGGUCGGAUCAUUUUCCCUUGGGAUACACUCACUGCAGCCAAACACCAACUACAGCAGCUGAAUGCAUAGACACCUGAUGCUAAUUUGACAUCUUUAGCUGGUGCAUCAGGGCCUUCAUCUCCCAGCAUCUAAGAAAGCUCUGAGCCUUCCAGGCCUAAUGCUGCCUUCCACAUACAGGGAAGAAGGGAUGAAGCUGCUUGGAACCAGCCAUGCAACUUCUACAAACACGAGAGGCUGGGUUCAGCUGCAGAGAGGCAGCCAUGCAGUGUGUGGAUGCGUGCAAUGUGUGGAUACGUGCAGUGUGUGGACAGCAAGCCAGCAAGCAGCACUCCUCCAUGGCUUCUGCUUCAGUCCUUACCUCCAUGUUCCUGCCUUGAGUUCCUGCCCUGACUUCCCUUCACGACAGAUUGUGACGGGGACAUGUAAACUAAAAUAAAGUCUUUCCUCCCUGGGUUGCUUUUGGUUGUGGUGUUUCAUCACAGCAUUAGAAACUGUGAG